AGUCUCAAAAUCGUAAACAAUGUCAAAAUUUAUACUGAGACAAAAAUUUGACAAUGUUGAUUCAAAAUAAGAUCAUAAUAUUUAAGUAUAUGAAUCUUAUUUAUGGGACUUGAAGUUUACAUCUCUAAGUUUAUAGGUUGUGUUUGAAUACGUAAUCAUUUAAAAUGAUAUUGACUGCUGGUUGUUUAUUGAUUUCGAAUGGAUGAUAUUUGGGAAGAAAAUAGUUUACAAAUUUUCAAGAGGUGAAAUAAAUAAAAAAAAACGAAAAGUUUGUUUAUUAGUCUGUCAUUAAAUUAACAACAAUGGCUAAGGUCUAUCAAUCAGAUCAAGAACUUGAAACCAAAGUGAAAAAAGCUACGGAGCGGAUUUCAGAGAAUAUGCACAUCGUUGCAAAUGAACCAUCACUCGCGUUCUAUAGAUUACAGGAGCAUGUGAGAAAAGCAUUGCCUCCGAUGGUUGAGAAAAGAGUAGAAGUUCUUGCUCUUCGAAAUCAAUUGCAGGGUCGUUGUUACGAUGUUGAAUAUGCAGUGAGUGCAAUAAGAAGUGUCGAGGGAGCGGACAAAAGUUUCGAUAAUACAAUUGAAUUUAUCAAAAACGCCAUGUUUUACAAGCAGCAAUUAAAAUACGAGGAGCAGCGAAGGAACAAAAAGGAAGGAAACAGAGAUUCUGUAUAUAAAAGACUUUCUGCUCAUAUUCCCACUUUGGACCAUUUAAUGCCAGAUGAAUUAUCCGACGUUGUCAGAGAGAGUGUAAAUCGAGUUGAAUCUAUGAUGAAUCACGCGAUGCAUUCUAAUGAUUCCCAAAAGGCGAAUAAUUAGUCUUUUUUGUAAAUAAUAGGUAUUCAAAAAUAAUUUAUUGCAAAUUUAAAUUGAUGAGUAAUAGAUUUUCGUUACUGUUCUAUCUUUCCGUUUCUGUAAAUAUAUACUUAUAAUAAUAAUAAUAAUAAUAAUAAUAAUAAUAAUAAUAAUAAUAAUAAUAAAUUUAAAA
Leptopilina heterotoma is the source of this 987-nucleotide messenger RNA. RefSeq names its product BLOC-1-related complex subunit 8 homolog. Gene Ontology annotation, cellular component: BORC complex. NCBI's taxonomy places the organism in Eukaryota, Metazoa, Arthropoda, Insecta, Hymenoptera, Figitidae. The record is from RefSeq and is a predicted model, not a curated record. The transcript is spliced from 2 exons. The coding region runs from base 303 to 818 and encodes 171 amino acids.